Messenger RNA from Orbilia oligospora ATCC 24927, 957 nucleotides. RefSeq lists its product as uncharacterized. Lineage: Eukaryota; Fungi; Ascomycota; Orbiliomycetes; Orbiliales; Orbiliaceae. The transcript is spliced from 3 exons. The coding region runs from base 1 to 957 and encodes 318 amino acids. The record is from RefSeq and is a predicted model, not a curated record. Gene Ontology annotation, molecular function: pectinesterase activity. Gene Ontology annotation, biological process: cell wall modification.
AUGUACAAUUUGAAAUUUCUUUCUAUUCUACUCGCGUCUCUGGUGCCUGUAGUUUCAGCAGUAGCAAGAACUUCGGCUCCAGCAGGAUGUCUGAUUGUAGGAUCAGGUGGUUAUGCAACAAUCAAUGCUGCCCUGACAGCGCUAGGUUCCGGCACCGCUACAGCGUGUAUCUUCAUCAAACCCGGAACAUAUAACGAGCAACUAUAUAUCCAGUAUAAGGGUCCGCUGACUCUUUAUGGAUAUACGACCGAUACUGGUUAUUACCAAAAUAACCAAGUAUUUGUCACUAAUACCUUGAGCUCACCGGCCGCUGGUGGGCUAGACGCGAGCUCUACGUUGAAGGUUACUUCUAAUGAUUUUAAGGCUUAUAAUAUUGAUUUCACCAAUGGGUAUGGAUAUGGAGCGCAGGCUGUGGCUGUGACUGCUACUGGUUUGAGACAGGGGUUUUAUGCGUGUUCUUUUGUGGGGUAUCAAGAUACUUUGUAUGCGAAGGCUGGGGUGCAAUAUUAUUCUAAUUGUAGGAUUGAAGGUGCGGUCGAUUAUGUCUUUGGAGAUGCUUCCGCGUGGUUUGGAGAAUGUACGCUUGUUCAAGCGGGAGGUGGUGCUAUUACCGCUAGCUCCCGAGAAACUUCCUCCGAUCCGGCAUGGUAUGCCUUCGAUCAUUGCAAAAUCGUUGGUAAGAGUGGAGUUACUUUGACCAAUAACGGUUACUUGGGUCGACCUUGGAGGGUUCUUGCUAGAGUUAUCUUUCAGUAUUCUACUCUUCCUGGGUUCAUUAAUCCGGCUGGAUGGACUACACUUGCUGCGGGUGCUACGCCAUUAUUUUAUGAGUAUGGAAAUACUGGAGCCGGCGCUGGAACAUCAAGUCGCCAGUAUUUAUCUUCAAUCGCCGCAGCAGUGACUAAGACGACGGUUUUGGGAUCUGACUGGAAGAGUUGGACAGAUAACACUUACUAG